UCUUCUUCUUCUUCUUCUUCUUCUUCUUCUCUCUCUCUCUCUCUCUCUCUCUUUCAUCUGUUACCAUUCUAAUGGUGAAAAUGGCUACUGGGUUGCUCUCACUUUUGCUUGCAUUCUCAUUGCUACUCACUAAUCCUGCUUCUGCAUCUGUGCCUCUGGAUGGACUCUUGGCCAAUGGCAACUUUGAAGAGCCACCAAAACCAACUAACCUCAAGAAAAAAGUUCUGGUAGGCAAAUAUGCACUGCCCAAGUGGGAAAUCGAUGGCCUGGUGGAGUACAUUUCCGCCGGGCCGCAACCCGGCGGAAUGUACUUUAAUGUAGCUCAUGGCGUCCAUGCUGUGAGGCUUGGCAAUGAGGCCUCAAUCUCCCAGACCCUUAAAGUCAAGCCAGGCUCUCUGUAUGCCCUAACAUUUGGGGCAUCAAGGACUUGUGCCCAAGAGGAGGUUUUGAGGGUUUUGGUGCCUCCCCAGGCAGGGGACCUUCCUAUGCAAACCCUAUACAGCAGCAAUGGCGGCGACACUUACGCUUGGGGAUUCAGAGCAACUUCUGCAACUGUUAAAGUGACUUUUCACAAUCCUGGGGUUCAAGAGGAUCCUGCUUGUGGCCCUCUCUUGGAUGCCAUUGCUAUCAAGGAGCUUUUCCCUGUGUACCCCACUAGAGAUAAUUUGGUCAGAAACCCUGGCUUUGAAGAGGCUCCCCAUAGGUUAUUAAACUCUUCCCAUGGUGUACUCCUCCCUCCGAAACAACUAGAUGCGACAUCCCCGCUCCCCGGCUGGAUCAUCGAGUCCCUCAAGGCCGUAAAGUUCAUCGAUUCCAAUCACUUUAAUGUUCCAGUCGGAAAGGGCGCAGUCGAGCUUGUUGCGGGGAGAGAAAGUGCCAUAGCCCAGAUCAUAAGGACAGUUCCCAACAAGCUCUACAGCCUCUCAUUCACCGUCGGCGAUGCAAGAAACGGCUGCCAAGGAUCAAUGAUGGUUGAAGCAUUUGCCGGCAAGGAAACGCUUAAAGUUCCCUUCGCCUCCAAAGGAAAAGGCGGGUUCAAGAAGGCCAGUUUCAGGUUCAAAGCGGUUUCAAUCAGGACCAGAAUCACGUUCUUCAGCUCCUUCUACCACACCAAGGACUAUGGAGCUCUUUGUGGCCCUAUCCUAGAUGAAGUUAAGGUUUCCCCUGUUGCUUAAUUGCUAGAUUUUCUAGGUUUUUUAGUUAAAUCACCAUAAGACUACAACAUCGUUAUAGAGAUUGUGCAACGGUUAAUAUGAUUCCGACAUUUUGUGAAUUUGGCCGUUGACGAGGGCAGAUGUGUUAUGAAGGAUCUAGAGAUUUUUCUUUAAAACGGUGCUUGGAAGUGUUUUGGACAUUAAAGUAAGUUUUCAGGGCUUUAGUUAUGAAGGAUCUUAAGUUUUCUUUGGUAGCUUGUGAUAAGAUAAAGUCUUAAGCGCUUUAUUUGUGAAGGUUCUGAAGUUUUCUUUGGUAGCUUAUGGUAAAAUAAAG
Messenger RNA from Pyrus x bretschneideri (Chinese white pear), 1488 nucleotides. RefSeq lists its product as uncharacterized. The record is from RefSeq and is a predicted model, not a curated record. The coding region runs from base 72 to 1175 and encodes 367 amino acids. Gene Ontology annotation, cellular component: plasma membrane; cell wall. The transcript is spliced from 3 exons. NCBI's taxonomy places the organism in Eukaryota, Viridiplantae, Streptophyta, Magnoliopsida, Rosales, Rosaceae.